Penicillium concentricum is the source of this 1155-nucleotide messenger RNA. RefSeq lists its product as uncharacterized. Bases 1 to 1155 code for a protein of 384 amino acids. The transcript is spliced from 2 exons. The record is from RefSeq and is a predicted model, not a curated record. Lineage: Eukaryota; Fungi; Ascomycota; Eurotiomycetes; Eurotiales; Aspergillaceae.
AUGGCGUCAGAACAGGGACUGGUUCGACCAUGGAAGACCAAGCGCGUCCAACAAGUUCUCACGAGCUAUCUAGCAAACAAGGACCUCACUGCAUGCCGUCUAGUGUGUCGCAAGUUCGACGUCUAUCUCGCACCAAUCUUCUUUGCGGACAUUGAAGUCCGCUUUCGCAGCAGCACCUUCAACAGGCCAUCGCGGAUGGCAGCUCUAAAGCGCAUUGGGGGACACGUCCGGGCCAUGACGUUUAAGAUCUCACAUGACAAGGAGACAUUGUUACCUCCAAUCCUGGAUCCAAUCAUGGGAACAGAACAGAUCUUCAUUUACAAGCCACAACGGUGCCAGCUUGGUAGCAGUAGCCCUAGGUAUGGUAGCCGACAAAUGACAGAGCUGUUAGUCAAGAAGUAUCCGCCUCUGUUCCAUGCAUCUACCAACAUCCCAUCAUUUGUCCAAGCAUUGACGAUGAUGAGCGGCUUGCAACAUCUGCGAACCUCCUGCGAGGGUCAAGUACCAAGCUAUCGCUACCGUCGAAGUGUAGAUUCGGUGCUUCGCCUGCAUCUUACAAGCGCUGGCCCCAGAUCCGCAAGCUCAGUCCACAUGACAUGUUUCGCCUAUGGGCCAGGUCAACCGACAGACCACCCCAAGACCCUCCAUGCAUACAUAGGAAGCUUCCCAUCUCUGCAAAGACUGGUUUUUUAUUGGGAAGGCGAGAGGGGCCGCUCACCCCUAUCGCUUGCAACAGAGCCAAGCCUCAACAGCGCAGCCAAAGGGAAGCCAGCCCAAGCCCGUCCCCUGCGAUGCGCGUUACCCUUGCGGCCAUUGAAAUUCCAAUAUCUUCAGCAGAUGGAGCUGGUCAAUGCAACAAUGGACGCGUCGCAAGUGGCAUCUUUUAUCCAGGAGCACCGGAGUACUCUGCGCGAGUUCAAUUUCGAACAUGUGGUGCUCCGUAGCGGCAAUUGGGACGACGCGCUCGCGCCGUUGACACGACUCGGCGGCAGCGAGGGAUGGAAGCAAGGUCAGCGUGCCACCGACACCGUGGAUGUGCCGAUAGUAUUGAGUCCAGCGGGAGUCAGCCAGAAACAAUUACAGAAGGCGAUUUGUGUUUUACAGCAGCAAAAGGGCCCGAGGACGUUGAGAAGCUUGGCUAAAGCACGGUCCUGA